AUAAGGAGCAGAGAUAAGAGGAGACGCCAGAACAGGAUAGGGUCAACACUAGAUAAUCAGGGGGCACUCUAACCCCACAUACACCCUCUUCUGAUUAUACUUUCUCAUGGUAACUAUCCAGAGCAUCUGCUGUAGGAUCCCAUAUAUCCCUAUCUCCAGCCCCUGCCCCCUUCCCCCGCAGCACCUACCAGCAUCCUCUGUGAGCCACCGUGGAUGUCCCAGCCAGCCCCACAGGACAUGGCAUCCCGGCCUCUCACCUCCUUUCUCAUCCAGGACAUCCUGGCAGACCUUGGCUGCAAAAGUAGGGACAGACAUUUAGGGGUGCAAGAAGGAAACCAGAGCAAGGACCCCACUGGGGAGUCAGAAAGUGACAGCUGUGACCCAGACACGGAGAGACCCCAAUACUCAGUGGGGGCUCAUCACAUGGAGACUAAAGAAGAUCAUCUGGAAGUAGAGCAGUUGGACUUUGAUGACUCUCAGCAGCCUUCAGCAGAAGAGGAGAAAGUGGCCAGGCAGCCUCCGAAGAGGUCGCGGGCAGCUUUCUCCCAUUCCCAGGUGAUAGAGCUGGAAAGGAAGUUCUCCAACCAGAAAUAUCUCUCAGCUCCAGAAAGGGCCCAACUAGCCAAGAGCCUGAAGCUGACAGAGACCCAGGUGAAGAUCUGGUUCCAGAACCGGAGAUACAAAACCAAAAGGAAGCAGCUGGCCAGUGACCUAGAGGAUCUGGACAAGACCUCUUCCCUCCCCAUCAUGUGUAGGGAUGGGGACCUGAGCAGGACCUCUCUCAUGAGCUUCUAUCAGAACUACCACUGUUACCCCUACCUGUAUUACCUGGCAGGGUGGCAUCCCCCUCUUUGGUGAUCUCAACCACAAAAUAUCAGGACUGUCAAAUCAUAAUAUAUUGGG
This is a messenger RNA of Pseudophryne corroboree (corroboree frog), 903 nucleotides long. RefSeq names its product NK3 homeobox 1 (gene NKX3-1). Bases 214 to 858 code for a protein of 214 amino acids. The record is from RefSeq and is a predicted model, not a curated record. Gene Ontology annotation, molecular function: DNA-binding transcription factor activity, RNA polymerase II-specific; RNA polymerase II cis-regulatory region sequence-specific DNA binding. Lineage: Eukaryota; Metazoa; Chordata; Amphibia; Anura; Myobatrachidae. The transcript is spliced from 2 exons. Gene Ontology annotation, biological process: cell differentiation; regulation of transcription by RNA polymerase II. Gene Ontology annotation, cellular component: nucleus.